Messenger RNA from Ogataea philodendri, 2280 nucleotides. RefSeq lists its product as uncharacterized. Bases 1 to 2280 code for a protein of 759 amino acids. Gene Ontology annotation, molecular function: antiporter activity. Gene Ontology annotation, biological process: proton transmembrane transport. The record is from RefSeq and is a predicted model, not a curated record. The transcript has a single exon. NCBI's taxonomy places the organism in Eukaryota, Fungi, Ascomycota, Pichiomycetes, Pichiales, Pichiaceae. Gene Ontology annotation, cellular component: membrane.
AUGGCGGUUUCCACGGCCUCUACUGCCGGCAUAAUUGCCGGGUUUGAUCCGCUCGAAUAUCUAACGUCUCAACCAUACACUUUGCUAUUGUUCCAGAUGGUGGUUAUCUUAACCUUUGCGCAAAUUGUCAACUUCCCCUUGUCUGUCAUUAGACAACCACGAGUUAUAGGAGAGGUUAUCACUGGUAUUUUGCUGGGCCCUUCGGUGAUGGGCCACAUUCCAAACUUCACCAACAAGGUGUUUCCGACCGCUUCGAUUCCUGGAUUGACGGAUAUCGCCAACAUUGGUGUUUAUCUGCUGCUGUUCAUGGUUGGUUGCGAGGUGGACACCACGUUUAUCAGGAAACAUCUCAAGAUCGCUCUUACUGUUGGUAUUUUCAACAUGGCCGUUCCGUUUGCGUUGGGAUGUGCUGUUUCUGUUGGACUGUGGAACGAGUAUCGCAAAAACGACGACACGUUGCAACCAAUCGAGUUCACCACCUAUAUGGUGUUUAUCGCAGUGGCCAUGUGUAUCACUGCGUUCCCGGUUUUGGCCAGAAUUCUCACGGAACUCAAUCUCAUCAGAGACAAGGUCGGAACCAUUGUGCUGGCCGCAGGGAUAACCAAUGACCUGAUCGGGUGGAUUUUGUUGGCCCUGAGUAUAACUCUGGCCAACUCCACCUCGUCUAUCACCACAUUGUACAUCUGUCUGGUGACAAUAGGCUGGUGUCUUUUCUGUGUUUAUCCAUUGAGAUACCUGCUAAGAUACAUUCUGACCAAAAACGGAGACCUGGAGAACCCGAACGGACCUUCACAGUUCUCCACCGCGCUGAUCCUCAUCAUGAUGCUCUCGUCUGCCUUUUUCACCGAUAUUAUUGGAGUGCACCCGAUUUUCGGUGCGUUCAUCAUUGGGGCCAUUGUUCCACGUGAGAACGGCUAUGUUGUUCGACUCGCCGAGAAGAUUGAAGACCUGGUCAACCUGGUUCUUGUUCCGCUCUACUUUGCGCUCGCAGGACUCGGUGUGAACUUAGGACUACUCAACCAAGGAAUCGACUGGGCCUAUAUCGUCUGCAUCGUUGUGGUUGCACUGGUUGGCAAAGUCUUUGGAGGAUUCGUUGCUUCCAAGGUGUUUGGACUGUACAAGCGCGAGAGCUUGGCUGUUGGGGUUCUCAUGUCCUGUAAAGGUAUUGUUGAGAUUGUUGUUUUAAACACUGGACUCAAUGCGGGUAUUCUGUCCCAGAAAACGUACUCCAUGUUCAUUGUGAUGGCUCUGGUUGCAACGUUUGUGACCACCCCGCUCACAUUGCUGGUGUAUCCACAAUCGUACCGGGACAAAGUGAAAGAGCUAAGAAAACAGGCCGAGGAGUCUGCAUCUAAAAGUUCUAUGGUGAGCUCUGUGGACGAAAUCAAGUUCCAGAGACUGGUUCUCCCUGUGAACGAGCUAGAGACUAUCUCGACGGGCCUGGUGUUGCUGGACUACAUUUGCGAGCCAACCAAACUGCCUGUUCUGGGAGUCAAUGUCAAGGUGUUGACCCAGAGAACAGCAGACCUUCUGCAGGCUUCGAUGCUGGGUAACCAGAGUUUGCGGUUUGACAAGGAGCAACUGAACCCGCUGCUGAGCAUCCUGAAGGUGUUUAGCGACUUGAACUCCAUUCCGUUCAGUUCGGAGAUCCUGUUUUCCAUGCCUGGCGACUACUUCAAGACGAUGAUUGCGUCGUCGAACUGUGCGCGCAACGACCUGCUCAUGCUCACGGUAUCCAACAAGGAGUACCUACGGAACCCGGACCUGGUGGCCGAGCUCGCACAACUGAGUUCCCCCACCGACGUGCACAAAUGUCUAUUGAUCAACAACAACCAGGAGCUUGCCAAGACGGCCGACGUGGACUACACGGACGGAGACUCGAUUUUCUCCAAGGAAACCAUUCUGAACCCUGAAUCGCUGCACUUUACGACACUAACGCUUGUUCUGAGCAACACUGUUACCACUUCGCAGGACCUUGUUGCGCUGAAACUGUUCUUUCUGAUGGCAGAGCACCGCGACAUUGCGUUGGCCAACGUGUGUGUGCGCGGCGACAGCGAGCUGCUGGGCCUGGUGCAAACACACAUGUCGCUCGUGAAGGACGAGCACGUGACGCUGACGGUGCACGAGAGCGUGGCCGCGUUCGAGGAGCAUCUGGCCGAGAAACACUCGUCGAUGAAAGGCAACGUGAACGAUUUAGUGAUCAUUGCCAACAACAGUGACAGCGAGCAGUUCUGCCGGCUGUUUGUGUCGAACAACGACCGGCUCGUUAUUACGUACUGA